Apus apus (common swift) is the source of this 2478-nucleotide messenger RNA. It is a transcript of the gene SYCP2L, whose product is annotated as synaptonemal complex protein 2 like. Bases 1 to 2478 code for a protein of 825 amino acids. NCBI's taxonomy places the organism in Eukaryota, Metazoa, Chordata, Aves, Apodiformes, Apodidae. The record is from RefSeq and is a predicted model, not a curated record. The transcript has 32 exons.
AUGUUACUUUUUGAAGACUUCUUUGACUCUGCAUUGGUGAUUUGCAAGUGUAGUAAUGAAGGGAAGAAAGAGCUGGUGAAUUUAUUUUUGCCUGAACUGGGGAAUCUGGUGACAGAAGAAAAUAUUUGCUACACUCUGCGGCAGGAGGCUUUGAGGACUCUCAACUCUAUACUUGACAGUGUCCCAAGGGAGGAGAGAAAGAAAUUCCCUUUGUCUGAGGAGAUGUGCUCCCUCACGAAAGACCUUGCAAAAACUAUACUGGAGGUUGGUGACUAUGACCUUCAGGUUGCCCUUUCAGAAGCACUUUGUAGGUUAAUGACGAAAAAAUGGAGGGAUGACCUUGUUCACCACUGGUUUGAAGAUAACUAUCUUGCUGAAGCUUUCAAAGAGAUCAAGGAUAGAGAAUUUGAGACGGACUGCAGAAAAUUUCUUAACCAGCUAAACGAAAGGCUUGGCGAUAAAAGAAGAGUCUACUCAUUUCCUUGCAUAUCUGCUUUUGCUGACAUGAAUGAGGUGAAGAAGCCAUCUGAUGAGAAGCUGGAGAAGUUCUGGAUUGACUUCAACACUGGCAGCCAGAGUGUGACUUUCUAUGUGGACAGUAAUGAGGGUGCUCUUUGGGACUCGGUGAGGCUGUCAGAAGAAGCAGUCAGUGGUUACAGCCUGAAGGAGAAUAAUGGAGAGAAGAUUGUUAAAAUUUACAUGAAGAUUCCUGCUACUUUUAACAAAAUAGUAGCAACAAAAAUAAAAAUAUUUUUCAGUGCUGAGUUUGAAAUCUUAAGUAUACUCAGAAAAGUUCUGGGAGAUGAAAAAAUGAUGAUAAAUAUGGCUGAAGAGGAGUCUGUUCAUGAUGGGAAGCAAGCCAGGCAGAAUGAAGCAGUGAUACCAGAGUCCACUAAUUCACAGGGCAGGAAAGAUCCUUCAAACUUGGAAAACACGGAUUCUCUAUCAGACAACUUAGCCUCUCAGCACAGCCAACAGUUAACAGACACUGCAUCAAGGCUUGUUAACUCUGGCAUGACCGUGAUUAGAGUGAGCCAGGAGACUGAGGUGGAUGAUGUCAACCAAGAGAAGAAGUCCAAAACUCCAUCUCCAAGGAAGAAAGCUAAGCCUAGUGAGAAGCGCCUAGAAGAGUCACCCAUGGAAAAGUCAACACCAAAGAAAGGUGUCACCUCAGUAAAGAGAAGGAGAAAAACAAGUCUGGCCAAGCAGAGGACUGAAGGCAGGAAGGAAAUCUUUGACUUUGAAAACUCGGACUCUGCAAGUCAUGAAAUGGUCACUGAAGCCAAAGGAAAGAUUCUUGGCCAGAAAAUUUCCUCACAAAAUCAGAGGAAUUAUGAAAUGGGAGAGAAGAAUAAGGAAUCAAACAAGAGUGAGAGAAGAAUGUCCAACUACAGGAAACACCUCUUCUCUGAAAGCAACAAUGAAAAUACAAGCACUGGUCAGAGUGAAAAAAGCUGGAUUCUUGACUCUCAGAAACCAUCAUUGUCAAAAUCUCUCGACUAUACUAAAAAAAAACGAAGGGUGCGAAGUAAAUUAAAAGUACUUCCAGUGUCUUCUGCAAGUAGCGGCAGUGAUUACCAGACAAAGAAGCAGGGAGCGUCAAAGCAAAAGGCUCAAAAGGAGAUGCAAAGGAAAAAAAGCACAUCUAGUUCCAAGGGAGAUGAUGUACCUACAAUGGAUCUAGCUGAUGAAACGCUCUCAGAGGACCCCACAGGGGAGCCACUGUUACUUGAUGCAUCUGCCAAGGACUAUUCCAGUGAUGAGGAGAAAGCUACACAGAAGUUUCCCGAUGCAUCUGGCAAAGGGUCAAGAGAAGAACAAAGUUUUAAGCGGAAGGACUCAGAAAUGUUAAAUGGCACUGCCUUGAAAAAGCCUAAAUUUUCCACUUUGGAAACAAAUCAUCUGUCUUCUGACUAUAAACAAAGGAAACUUUCUGAUUCAGCAGAGAAGGAAGAGGAGAUCCAAACAGGUCAGGAAAUGCAAGAAAAUGUGAAUGAUGCUUCUUUUUCCAAUAUGCUGCAUGAAGACUUCAGUGAUUCAGGGGUGACUGCUGCAUUUGAAAGCUUUAUUGGCCAACUAAAGAAAUUGUUCUGGUCCCGGUACAAAAAGAUGGAGAUUGCCACCCAGAACACACUGAGGACUUCGGAGAAGAAUGUGUCUGCCUUGUUGAACCAGAUACAUGAGUGCAGGCUAAAUAAGCUAGAGACCUUCCAGAAGAUUGUUGUUGAAGAGCUUGCCAGUCUUGAGAAGGAAAAUCAAGUCUUGGCAAACAUGGAGAAGGACGCAGUGGAAUUCUGGAAUGCACAGUUCCUCAAACUGAGUUCUUUCUGCAAACAGCAAAAAGAAAGAAUUCAGUCUGUUGACUCAGCCUUGGGUGAAUCAGCAAAGAGUUUUUCUGACAGUAUCCAGGACACAACGUAUGAACAGCCAAUGAAGAAGGUUGUAGAAAACAAUGUGUUCAUUGUUCCUUCUGACUAG